Messenger RNA from Peromyscus leucopus (white-footed mouse), 4303 nucleotides. RefSeq names its product NFKB activating protein (gene Nkap). Bases 150 to 1397 code for a protein of 415 amino acids. Gene Ontology annotation, cellular component: nucleus. The transcript is spliced from 9 exons. The record is from RefSeq and is a predicted model, not a curated record. Gene Ontology annotation, molecular function: chromatin binding. Gene Ontology annotation, biological process: negative regulation of DNA-templated transcription. NCBI's taxonomy places the organism in Eukaryota, Metazoa, Chordata, Mammalia, Rodentia, Cricetidae.
UUACCGUCGUACCCGGAACUGCUUCCAAGAUUUUUUUUUUUCUGGUUUGAUAAACGCUGCAGGCUCCCGGACCCUAGGCAUCCUAGACCCUUGGGGGCCGCGAGAGCGCCCCCUUGUUCCGCCCCUUGGCGGAUUCAGCUUCCACCACCAUGGCUCCUGUGUCAGGCUCGCGUAGCCCUGAACGGGAGGCCUCCGGGGGAAAACGUCGCAGUUCGUCGAGGAGCCCUAAACCCAGCAAAUCUUCCCGCUCCCCGCGGGGUCGCCGCUCUCGCUCGCGCUCUUGUUCUCGUUUCGGUGACCGGAAUGGGCUCAGCCAUUCGCUCAGUGGCUUCAGCCAAAGCUCUCGAAAUCAAUCUUAUCGCUCCCGCUCUCGAUCGCGUUCUCGAGAGCGGCCCUCUGCGCAGCGGAGUGCCCCUUUUGCUUCUGCAUCCUCGUCUGCCUAUUAUGGCGGCUACUCGCGCCCCUACGGGGGCGACAAGCCAUGGCCAAGCCUGCUGGACAAGGAGAGAGAGGAGAGUCUGCGGCAGAAGAGAUUAAGUGAAAGAGAGAGAAUUGGAGAAUUGGGAGCUCCUGAAGUUUGGGGACUUUCUCCAAAGAAUCCUGAACCAGACUCUGAUGAACAUACACCAGUAGAGGAUGAAGAGCCAAAGAAAAGCACUACUUCAGCAUCUAGUUCAGAAGAUGAAAAGAAGAAGAAAAGGAAAUCUAGUCAUUCAAAAGAAAGAUCCAAGAAAAAGAGAAAGAAAAAGUCAUCUAAGAGAAAACAUAAGAAGUAUUCUGAAGAUAGUGACAGUGACUCUGAGUCUGACACAGACUCCAGUGAUGAAGAUUCAAAACGAAGAGCAAAGAAAGCUAAGAAAAAGGAAAAGAAGAGGAAACGGAGAACGAAGAAAUAUAAGAAAAAGAAGUCCAAGAAGAACAGAAAGGAGUCUAGUGAUUCGAGCUCUAAAGAGUCCCAAGAAGAAUUUCUAGAGAAUCCUUGGAAGGAUCGAUCAAAGGCAGAAGAACCAUCAGAUCUCAUUGGCCCAGAGGCUCCCAAAACACUUGCCUCCCAAGAUGAUAAGCCUUUGAACUAUGGCCAUGCUCUGUUACCUGGUGAAGGUGCGGCUAUGGCUGAAUAUGUAAAAGCUGGAAAGCGAAUCCCACGAAGAGGUGAAAUUGGCUUGACAAGUGAAGAGAUCGCAUCAUUUGAAUGUUCGGGUUACGUAAUGAGUGGUAGCAGGCAUCGCCGAAUGGAGGCUGUGCGGCUGCGGAAAGAGAACCAGAUCUACAGUGCGGAUGAGAAGAGAGCCCUUGCAUCCUUUAACCAGGAAGAAAGAAGGAAGAGGGAGAACAAGAUUCUGGCCAGCUUUCGAGAGAUGGUGUACAGAAAGACCAAAGGGAAGGACGACAAGUGACAACUUCCUGACUUCACAAGCAGGCAGUUUUAACAAUGAGGAAAUUGUGGGUUCUAGACAUAAAAGAAGGUUAUUGUUUUGUUUGUGUUUGGGGUUAUUUUUUGAUGUAUGGUUUCAAGUAGUCCAGGUUGGCCUCAGGCUUUGUAGCCAAGGAUACUCUGAACUCUUGGUGUCCUGCCUCCACCUUCCAAGUGUUGAGACUCCAGAUGUGUGCCACCAUGCCCAGCCAAAAGGCUGCUGUGCUCUGAAGUGGCUUCUCAGUGCUUCUGUGCCUUCGGAAUCCUUCAGUCCUUCAAUAACAGAUGCUUGUUGAUAUAAUUAGUAAGUCAUUUGGGGCUUUUUAAGAUUGACCCUAACUUUCUGGUUUGAAAGUCCAAAUUCUGAAGGAAAUCCUGCAAUGUUAGGAAGGCAGCAUAGAGAGAACGUGUCAACAGAAUAAGAAGUUUCAAUCUCACUCUGUGAUUUGGUGUGAAUAUUUUUAGCUCCAUCCAGUGUCUGCUCCUACCCCAGCAGAACUUGGGAAUUCCAUAUCUCUGUCUUGAAUGUGUUACAAAUGGGCUAGACAGAGACUAUGUAGGAGGCUAUUUCUGCUAACAGAAUGACGGUGUUGCUGUAAAAGGCAAUGCUGGAAUUUGAAAACUGACUUGUUUCUACAGUCAGCCCUAGAAAUGUAUUUCGGGCUAAGUCUACCUCCGCUCUAAAAACAAGCAAACCAAAAGGCUAACUCACAUAUGUGUGGAAUAGAAAAUGUGAACAUUAGAUGUUGUAAGUUCUUAAUAAAUUACUUAAAACAGUUCUUUCCGUGGCCAGGGUAUAGCUGAGAGUUAGAACAUGUGCUUAGCAUGCAUGCGGCCCUGAGCUGCAUCCCCAACAGUGCAAAAAAUUGUUUCAAAUACAGUCUUGGGAAGUCUAUUGUUGUGCCAAUAUAAGAGUACUAUUUCUAUCUAAGCUGAUAUUUAAUGGUAGGAUAAUAUGUAAAAGAAUGAGUGUCAGGAGUGCUAAUGAGGGAAAACAUAAGAAGUCAGUAUUUUAAUUAGCUGUUAAUUUCAUGAUGAUGGAAGUAAAAUAGUAAACGUUUCAAUUGUGUCCUUUAUGGAGUCAGAUUUCUUUUUUGAGACAGAGUCUCACUAUGUAGCCCUGGAUGGCCUGGAACUCAUAGAGUUCUGACUGCCUCUGCCUUCCUGGUGCUAGGAUUAGAGGUGGGUGCCACUGCACCUGGCUAUCAGAUUUGAUUUUAAACAUUGUUAAGCUCUUCAGCUUUUUUUAUAUCUAUCAAUGUCUUUAAUCCUUAACUUUGUAGAAACCCUCCUCACUUUAUCACUGUUUGAAAAGUUUAAUAUAUGUUCUGGGGAAGUGUGUUUUUUAACCCACAACUGCUGAACUGGUCAGCAGUUAGCAUGCAGUAACAUCUGUGAUCUUUGAACUUGAAACUGUUUCACUGUAUCUAUACUUCUCAGUCUAGUAAGUCUGUAGUUUCCUAAAGUUUAAUGGAAGCUAGGUUCCAAAGUUGGAAGUCUUAUUAAUCCAUACACUUCCUCCUGUAAUUCAAUGUAAAGUUUAUAAUCCCUACUUUAAAAUUUAUUCUGUAGGGGCAUUAUUUUUUGUUAACUGGCUCCUAGCAACUGGAUAAAUAUGUUUUUAUUUUUCAUAGGCAAUGUAGUUUAAAUGUGACAAUUUUGUGGUGUAUAAGUAUUAUGGGUUUUAUUUUGAUUCUUUUUCUCCAUAGAGUAGAUAUAGUCAAUGAAAGAAAAGGUAGGAAUUUAUUUCAAAACCUACCAUUCCUUGCAUCGGAUUCAUUUGGAUAAGAUCUGCAAAAAUAGUGUCAACGGCAGAUCCUUAAAAAAAGUAGAAGGCUAAAAGUAUUUUGUUUUCAGCUGAUUUGUGUUAUUGCUUCAAACUGUGUUUUGUCACCUAAGCUCUAAGUCAGCCAUUGUUUCCCAAAGCAAAUCUUCCUGGUUUACCACACACACACACACACACACACACACACACACACACACACACACACAUUUCUAAUCAAACAAAACAUUGAGCUAGGAAAUUUCUUCUUUGUUACAUUCCCAGUGAACAAGAUAGUGGCUAGAGUUCUGUCUGUAUCCUUCCUAGUUCUUUAGGCCCAUGUAAAAUCUGUGUAGAACUAUUGUAAUUGAAAUACUUUAUUUUGUUCUCUAAAGAGACAAGCUAGUUUCUCACCUCUUCACCAGUUGUUCGUGGGAUUUUCUCUCCUUUUUUUGAAUUUGUUGUACAAAGAUAAUAGUAAAAAAUAGAAAAGUUGCUCAGUCCUACCACAUGUAUUGUUACAAGUAUUCUGUGUUCCUUGUAUGUCUUUGUCACUCAAAGUGUAGAGUAAUUUUGUCUUGAGUAUUUUAAAAUUGUGUGACCAGGCUUAGGAGUCUUAUUGGGAAAGUAGGAAUACAUGAUGAUCCAGUGUGAAGGUAGAAACAAGACCAGAAAUAAAUAUGGGUGGUAACCCGUCUCUGUUUCAUUGUAAUAAUAACCAUGAUGAAGUGUUCUAGAAGCCAAAACAUUCGCUUUCAGAGUUUGGCAUUGAGGCUUACCUUAUAGUAGAAGAGUUCUGUGAGUAGGAGAACCUUUCAGACUGGUUAGGAUGAGCUACAGAAUUGUUGCCAUUUUGUUAUCCAGCUACCCAUAAAAAUAUGUAUCAAGCCUGGAGGUAGGCACAGAGAAGGACCAAACAGCUAAGGGCCAAUGGGUAAACUUUAGCAAUGUUUGAAAUUCAACUCUGUACUUGCCAGACUCCAAAAUCAUGAUGUAGUGUUGAGAAAAAUCUUAACAACAACAACAACAACAAAAAACUUAUUACAGAAUGGAUAAUGAAUAAAAGCAAAAACGCAGUUGGGUUGUGUACUACAAGUUUAUUAUUCAAUAAAUAUUAUGUGGUUUGA